Messenger RNA from Myxocyprinus asiaticus (Chinese sucker), 1355 nucleotides. Its product is annotated as isotocin receptor-like. The record is from RefSeq and is a predicted model, not a curated record. Lineage: Eukaryota; Metazoa; Chordata; Actinopteri; Cypriniformes; Catostomidae. Gene Ontology annotation, cellular component: membrane. Bases 1 to 1149 code for a protein of 382 amino acids. Gene Ontology annotation, molecular function: oxytocin receptor activity; peptide binding; vasopressin receptor activity. Gene Ontology annotation, biological process: positive regulation of vasoconstriction; maternal process involved in parturition; regulation of systemic arterial blood pressure by vasopressin. The transcript has 2 exons.
AUGGAGAGCCUGCUGAAAGACGCUGUUUUCUGGUCUUUAAAUGACUCAUAUACGAAUUCAAGCAGCGGAAACGACAGCAGAGGAUUUAAACAAACAGUAAACCCUCUAAAGCGUAACGAAGAAGUGGCUAAAGUUGAAGUAACCGUUUUGGUUUUGAUCCUACUGUUCGCGCUCGCCGGCAACCUGUGCGUCCUUUUGGCAAUCCAGACAAGUAAACACGGCCAGUCGCGGAUGUAUUAUUUCAUGAAACACCUGAGUAUUGCCGACCUGGUGGUGGCGGUUUUUCAAGUGCUCCCUCAACUUAUCUGGGACAUCACCUUUCGCUUUUAUGGACCGGAUAUUCUGUGCCGCCUGGUUAAAUAUCUACAGGUGGUUGGCAUGUUCGCAUCCACGUACAUGCUUGUGCUGAUGUCCGUUGACAGAUGUUUGGCUAUAUGGCAGCCGCUGCGGUCCUUACGCCGUCGAAAAGACAGUUUUUACGUGAUCGCGUCCUGGAUUUUAAGCCUGCUCUUCAGCGUGCCACAGGUGUACAUCUUCUCGCUCAGAGAGGUCGGCGACGGAGUGUACGACUGCUGGGGAGAUUUUGUUCAGCCCUGGGGCGCGAAGGCGUACGUCACUUGGAUUAGUCUCACCAUCUAUAUCAUUCCUGUGGCCAUCUUAAGUGUUUGUUAUGGCCUGAUAAGUUAUAAAAUAUGGCAAAACUUCAAACUAAAGACCCGGCGGGAACAGCGCCUGUCGUUGACUCCGCGGCCUGUAAAGGGCAACGCGUUCUCUCGCGUCAGCAGCGUCAAACUGAUCACCAAAGCCAAGAUCAGGACGGUGAAAAUGACAUUUGUGAUCGUCCUGGCUUAUAUUAUCUGCUGGACUCCGUUUUUCUUCGUACAGAUGUGGUCAGCAUGGGAUCCAAUGGCUCCAAGAGAAGCCAUGGCUUUCAUCAUUGCCAUGCUUUUGGCCAGUCUCAACAGCUGCUGCAACCCCUGGAUCUACAUGUUUUUUGCUGGUCAUCUGUUCCAGGAUCUCAUGCAGCGCUGCCUUAUGACAUCACACUGCGGCUGUAAGAGAUUUUGGAGAUCUAAGAACCAUUCAGGCACUGGUGCAAUGAGGAACACCAGCAGCCAGAAGAGUGUUACACAGACCUCCACUACAUGAGACUUCAUGAGGAAUACCAGCAGUUCAUAUAACCAUCCUGGUCAGAACAAUAAGAUAAUAAGGUCUAAGUUAAGGAAUCAUUCAGUGUGAUUAUGGUAUUAUGCGGUGAAUACUUCAACAACCAAUCUCAAAUCCUCUUCAGUCUACAACACUUGUCAAAAAAUGUAUGCUUGAGUACAUAAAAAUGUGACAUCUUCGCAACAGGA